Fusarium venenatum is the source of this 1773-nucleotide messenger RNA. Its product is annotated as Alpha/Beta hydrolase protein. NCBI's taxonomy places the organism in Eukaryota, Fungi, Ascomycota, Sordariomycetes, Hypocreales, Nectriaceae. Gene Ontology annotation, molecular function: dipeptidyl-peptidase activity. The record is from RefSeq and is a predicted model, not a curated record.
AUGCCUCUUCCUACACUCCCCUUCGAAGUACCAGUCGAACACAUCAACCCACCAAAAGUUGGUCAAGGUGGUUAUGUUGGCUUCAACCGACACUCAGAAGUCCUUCCAGCAGGCUGGAAAUUUGAUCAUCCCGAUGCGAAGCCUCUGAACUGUGAUAUACUCGUUGAGCACGAUGUUACAUUCACGAUGCGAGAUGGUGUGAAGCUAUAUGCUGAUAUCUAUCGACCACCGCAAAGUGACAAUGAGCCCAUUCCUGCAAUCGUCUGCUGGUCGCCUUUUGGAAAGAAAUUUAACGGCCUCAUGUCACUGAGUCUCAUGGUGCCAUGGAAUUUGGGAAUUCAUCCCAAGACAUUAUCUGGUCUUGAGAAGUUUGAGGCACCUGAUCCAAAUGAUUGGGUUCCUCGUGGUUAUGCCAUUGUCAACGUUGACUCUCGCGGAUCAGGCGACAGUGAAGGAGUUAUGGCCAUCAUGGGCACUCAAGAAGCCGAAGAUGGGUACGAUAGCAUCGAAAGUAUAGCCAAACUACCGUGGUGCAAUGGUUCAGUCGGUCUCGCUGGCAACUCACAUCUCGCCAUCAUCCAAUGGUUUAUCGCCGCUCUACGACCCCCCAGUCUUAAGGCCAUCGCCCCCUGGGAAGGCUGCGGUGAUCUGUAUCGUGAGCAGUUUGCUCGUGGAGGCAUUUACGCCGGUGAUCUCUUCGACAAGCUUAUCAUCAAGUACAUGCUCCAAGGUCACAAGGGUAUUGAGAGUUUCAGAGAAAUGUUCAAGAAGCACCCACUUGCCAACGACUGGUGGAACGACAAACGACCAGACAUGAAAAAGAUCAAUAUCCCUACCUACAUCACCGGUACUUGGACGAAUACCAUGCACGGCAUGGGUGCCAUUCGAGGUUGGCUCGAAGUUGAUACACCACACAAGUGGCUUCGAUGGCACCCAUGGCAGGAGUGGUAUGAUAUAUGGGGCAAUGAGCAAGCCAACCCAGAGUUGCUGGACUUCUUUGACUACUUCCUCAAGGGAAAGAAGAACGGCUGGGAUAGCACACCCCAGGUGCGUAUGGCCGUGUUGAGAUUUGGAAAGAAGGAACCUCAGUCAUACGAGAAUAUCGUCGAGGAAGACUUUCCAAUUCCAAGAACAGACUACAAGAAGCUCUUCUUCACUUCAGAAGGCCAGCUCUCUCUUGACAAGCCCAGCGCGUCGUCAUCACUUAGCUACAAGUCUGAAACAGACGAUCGAGUCGGCUUUACAUACCGCUUCGAUCAAACGACAAGAUUGGUCGGCAUGCCCAAAGCUGUGUUGUAUAUGUCUUGUCCUGAUUAUAAUGACAUGGACGUUUAUGUCUUGCUCGAGAAGCUCGAUGCCAAUGGAGAAGUCAUGCUCAACCUCAACAUUCCUUGGAAGGGCAUCCCUAAGCAAUCCUUCGAAGAGAUGGACGAUAAGGAGAAGAUUGAGGUUGUGAUCUAUCGUGGCCCAAUGGGUGUUCUUCGAGCGUCGCAUCGCGAGAUCGAUGAGAGCAAGAGCAUGCAUCCACAUUGGCCUUUCCACCCUCACGAGAAGGAAGAGAAGAUUAAUCCAGGUGAUAUUGUCAGACUGGACAUUGGUAUCUGGGCCAUGGGUAUUGAGUACGAGGCGGGCGAGUCGAUCAGAGCUGUUGUUUGUGGUCGAAACUUGGGAGUGAGCAACUUUGGAAGCUUGGAACAUUUAGACAACAAGGGAACGCAUAAUGUUCACUGCGGUGGAGAGAACGCCAGUCAUAUAAUUCUGCCAUUUGUUUGA